AUGUUGGUAGUACCGGAAGUCCCCCGGGUGAUCCUGGGGCUUAUGACAUUUGGCCCUGAUGAGAAGGCUAUGGCCCGGAUAACAAGUAUCGAUGAGUUCAAGAGAUGUCUCGAUCUCUUCAUGAGCAAAGGGCACUUUGAAGUCGACACUGCACGGGUCUACGUUGACGGGAAACAGGAAGCUUUCACUGCCCAGGCUGGCUGGAAAGCUCGCGGCCUCACGCUGGCGACGAAAUGGUAUCCUCGGGCUCCUGGUGAUCACAAGGGGGAGAAGGUUCGGGCCAAACUCGAGGAGUCCCUGAGGGAACUGCAGACGGACUGCGUUGACAUCUUCUAUCUUCACGCUGCUGAUCGAUCUGUGCCAUUUGCAGAAACCCUGGAGGCAGUCAAUCAACUGCACAAGGAAGGAAAAUUUGUGCGGCUUGGAUUGAGCAAUUACACGGCCUUCGAGGUAGCGGAAAUAGUUACGAUGUGCAACGAGCGAGGAUGGGUGCGGCCGACAAUCUACCAGGGCAUGUAUAAUGCUAUCACCCGGUCCAUUGAAGCUGAGCUAAUACCCUGCUGCAAGCGAUAUGGGAUGGACAUUGUUGUCUACAACCCGCUAGCCGGCGGGAUCCUGUCAGGCAAGUAUAAAACGGCAGACGUCCCGGCAGACGGCCGCUACAGCAACACCCAUUCGGGCGGAGAGCUGUACCGACGCAGAUAUUUCAAGGAUGCCACAUUCGAUGCCCUGAAGAUUAUCGAACCGGUGGCGGAAAAGCACAAGCUAAGUCUUGUCGAGAUUGCAUUCCGCUGGAUGCUGCACCAUUCUGCUCUGAACAUCAAAGAAGGCAAAGACGGAGUUAUUAUAGGCGUGAGUAGCUAUGAACAGCUCGAACAGAACCUGGACGACCUGGAGAAAGGCCCGCUUCCGGAUGAAGUUGUUACUGCACUCGACGAGGCUUGGAUGGUUGCAAAGGCUACCACAGCGAAUUAUUGGCACCUAGACCUGAAAUAUACUUAUGACACAAAGGCAGCUCUGUUCAAACUAGAGCAGAGUGUGUAA
Messenger RNA from Trichophyton rubrum CBS 118892, 1044 nucleotides. RefSeq lists its product as uncharacterized. The record is from RefSeq and is a predicted model, not a curated record. Lineage: Eukaryota; Fungi; Ascomycota; Eurotiomycetes; Onygenales; Arthrodermataceae. The coding region runs from base 1 to 1044 and encodes 347 amino acids. The transcript is spliced from 2 exons.